AAUAAAAUUUUUUGAAUGUCUUUUGACUUGAUUCAACUCAAUUUUUUUGUUUUUCUACAAUUUGACUACUCAUCUCAUCUCAUAGCUGCAGCCACCAAACAGUUAUGCAACAUGAGUUCUGUACCAGAAGUUGAGCAUUUUGCCGAUACGCUCAUAAGUCUAAAGCGUAAAGUAGAACAGACACCAACAAAUACUGUAGAAGAGAAACAAGAAGCUAAACGAAUAUGCACAGAAACAGAACGCGUCAAAAGGAAAAAAGUGGCUCUAGUUUUAGCCUAUUCCGGACAAGGAUAUCUGGGAUUGCAGAGGAAUCCGAACCAAAAGACAAUAGAAGAAGACUUACUGGUAGCUUUGAAAAAGGCCAAUGCAAUCAAUGACGAAAUUUUCAAGCAACCUCAGCUAAUACAAUUCCAAAGAGCAGCCAGAACUGAUAAAGGCGUUUCAGCGUUACGCCAGGUCAUCUCUUUGAAAUUACCCGAAGAAUUGAAAGUGGAAGAUAUCAACUCUCAUUUGCCGGAUCAGAUCCGAGUGAUAGCUAUGAGGCGAGUGACGAAGGGCUUCAACUCCAAGUCAUCGUGUGACGGCCGCACCUACUCCUACAUGCUCCCCACCUUCGCCCUUGCCCCCCUUGACGUCACACCCACCAUCGACUAUCGAAUCUCGAAGGAAACACUCGACAAGGUCAACCACAUCAUCGCACAGUUCAAGGGCACACACAAUUUUCACAAUUUCACCUCAAAAAAAAAGCCGUGGGACCCGUCGGCAAUGCGUUACAUGGUGAGUCUGCACUGCUCGGAGCCGGCCGUGUGUGACGGCAUGGAGUUCACGACCAUCUACAUCCGCGGCCAGAGCUUCAUGUUGCAUCAGAUCAGAAAGAUGGUCGGCCUCACCAUCGCCAUUGCCCGGGGCAUGACACCGCUCGACACCAUCACCAAAGCCUACGACGCCGAGAAGCUUGAUCUGCCCGUUGCGCCAGGCCUGGGGCUUGUGCUCGAAGAACCUCAUUACGAGCGGUACAACGCGCGCUACGGCAGCGACGGCAUUCACGAGCCGCUGGACUGGACGCCGUUCAAGGCGGACUUCGACAAGUUCAAAGCGAACUACAUUCUGCCGUCAAUUGUCGCCACCGAACUGCAACAGCGCUCCAUGCUGGAAUGGCUGGACACCCUGUCUAUGCACACUUUCGAUGUGCGCACUGUGCAUAUGCACGACGCGGAGGAUGAGGAAGAGGAGGAGGACGAUGAGGACGAGGAGGACGAAGCUGUGAAGAGGAGCAGGGUUGCCAACGUGCCGCCGCGAAUGAUGGGUGGGUUGGCAGCACUGGAGGAGGCGGCCAAGAUUGUCGAGGCCGGAACUGUCGACUUGGACACACUGGCGCGCGUCGCCUCCGAUGCCAAGGACAACAACAAGGCCGAAACUGAUGCCCAGCAAAACACUGCCAAAACUAUUAGUACGUAGAGUGGUUAGAAACAGUACAGAAACCGUUAUUAGGUAAAGGACAUGAAGUGGUUAAAAACAGUACAGAAACUAUUAGUAAGUAAAGGACAUGAAGUGGUAGAGCAAGUGGCUGAAUGCUUGAACAUUUUUCAAAAUUAUUGCUAAAUAAAGAAGUUCAAGUGGUUAAAAACAGUACAGACACUAUUUUGAGGUACAGCACUUGAAGUGAUUAAAUCAUCACUAAAACUAUUGGUAGAAGAAGAAGUUGAACUGGUGAAAUAGUACAGAAACUGCUAAUUGGUAAAGUACAUACAAGAGUGGUCAAGUACAUACAAUAGGUGAAGCUCUUGAAGUGGCUAGUAACAGUAUACAAUCUAAUUUUUUGUGUAGAGUAAUAUAUACUCUAAACUUUUUAACAAUUAACAUACAAUAAUGUUACAAUUGGCACAAUGCAAAGUUCACCCAAAAAGGCGAUAUACAUAUAAAUUUGAUUGUAUUCCAUUUUAAUAAUAUUACUGUACAUGUUGUUUAUGGUUGAAGGCUUCGUAACUUGCAAUGAUAUUCUUAGUUAACGGGGAAUUUUUAACCAAAACCUUGAUCGCGUAAAAAUUUAGAAAGUUUUGGUUUAUUGUAAUUGUGGUAGCAAAUUUGGAUUUUGCAAUCAAUUUUAUUUCCACACAAACAAAAUAAGAUGAAAUAAUAUAGCCCAGAUAUAACUUGAAAAAUAUAACGAUUAAUGAUUGAACAACCUACAAGUGCCUAUAAAAGCCUGCAAGUGCAUAUUAAUAAAAAUAACAUUAACUUGGAAACUAUAUCUACAUAAGAGUUUUGGAGAUUGAAGAUUGAAUUAAAGAUUAAAAGAUAAGAGUAAUUGAUAAACAAAUUAAAAUAAAAUCUAUUAAGAUUAACAUAUGAAAAAAUUGAUAAGAUUAGCAACUAAACAACUAAUAACUUCAUUCAUUAUACUUGAUUAACUGACAUAUUUUAUUGUUUGACCAUAAUUAAUCUCCAUUUUUACGCGAUCAAAUCAAAUCAAAAUUUUUAUUCACAAUUCAAACAAUUGAGGGUCCUACUUAACCCGAAGGUUUUUCGGCUGGUGCCCAGUUACAAAAAAAUACGAGUUACAAAGAUAAAUAAACUUGGACAAAAUAAAUAUUACACUUUAAAGAUUCAAGUUUGGUUUGAAGAUUUAAAUCGAAAGAUAAGUUUGAGCGCUUGGACCCGAUUCAGUAGCAAAUGAAGCUAUUAGUAGGUAGAGUAGGUAGAUUGAAGGAUGUAGACUUUGCGAAGUGAGUUUAGACUUAUUAGAGACACGUGUUGAGAGGUUCUCAUGAAGAUUACUUGUCUAUAGAUUUUAAGUCUAAAGAUCUUGUCUAAAGUGUUGAAUUUAAGUAAAACUUAAUUCAAGCUAGACAGUCUUUGAGCUAAGAAUUUUGUUUUUUAAUGUAAAGGUGAAGUUUUCCUUGGAUGAUGAAAUGUUGAACCUGAAAGUUAAUGAAGUUUCAAUAACAAUAAUUGGUAUGGAUCUGGAGUGUAGACUUCAAGUCUUAAGUGUACCUGUAGGCCUACCUGAAUGUACUGUACGUCUAAAAAUAGAAGAUUCUUUAAUAGAAUGGAAUAGAACGCAACUGUUGACAGUAAUAAUUUUUGAACAAAUUGAACUAACAAAGAACAAUGUGUAUGUAAUAGAGUAGUCCUUGUCUACUAUAUACCUUCAUUACUGUCAGCUGUAACAUGUUUAUGGAGCAUGCUUCUUUACAAAAAUCACAUGACCUGUAAGUUCACUUGAAAGUAGACUUCUAUAGUGUGGUCCACGUUAUAAUGUCAGUAUUUUAUUAACAUUGGUAUAGCUAUCCUUGUCUAUCAUUCGACAAAGCAGAUAGCCCUUUUCUUUUCUACCUCCGCAACGCUAUCUUUUUCAACAAUGUAGAAAUCAUAAUCUUUAAUCUCAAUCAUUAUCAAAAUUUAUUAUUAAACCAUUAAAAAAUUAAUUUUCGAGACGAAUAAAAUAAAAUUGAUCAUUUUCAAUAAGGUUAAUAUUACAUCAGAUAUACCGUCAUCAGCUAUACUUUAUAGAAGACAGUGGUAAGGAAGGGAAUCGGCAACGCGGUUCUGUUAUUUUUCUCUACUCCCAUUAUAACGUAAACCUCACUAAAGACUAGAAGAAAGCUCUUCUUGUGAUCUUUGAGAUUGCAAUAUUAAUAAUUGGAAGAUAACAAGGACUUGAAAUGUCGUUGAGUAUAGACUAGAAAUGUACUAUUGAAGAAAGUACAUUCCAAGGUGGCUGGCUACAUGGAUGGCACAAUAGAUCUACUAAAUUAUUGUAAGAACUCAAAGCUAAAAGUCAAAUUAUGUAUUAUCAAUAAAUCUCGGCCAAAAAUAAUAGUCGAUGAAUACCUUAAUUAGUACUUCAGUACUGUAAUUAUAAACUGUUAAAUCAUUCAAAUAGUCAGAUCCAUAAAAACGCUCAUGUAAAUUCUUUACAUUUGUGUUUAUAAAAUCUUCAGAUCAUAGUUCACACUUAAAACGUGUGGAUUACAUUCUUUUGUUACUUCUAUGAAGUAAAAUUAUGAAGAAAUGUAUAAUAAUUACAUUAUCACAUUACAUUAUUCAAGAAGUAAUGUUUGUACUAUUUGAUUUUGUUUUUGACACCAUUUUUGCAUUUGAUUAUAUUUGUAAGUUUAAAUAAUUAUUGUAAAAUAUUGUUGUCCACACUAAAGAGCAUCAGUGGUGUUGUUUGUUAAUAGCACUAUUUUUUGUAUGUUAACUGAAGAUUAAAGAGAGCAAUUAUUAA
Messenger RNA from Nilaparvata lugens (brown planthopper), 4231 nucleotides. RefSeq names its product tRNA pseudouridine synthase A (gene Pus1). Gene Ontology annotation, biological process: tRNA pseudouridine synthesis; mRNA pseudouridine synthesis. The coding region runs from base 16 to 1458 and encodes 480 amino acids. The transcript has 6 exons. NCBI's taxonomy places the organism in Eukaryota, Metazoa, Arthropoda, Insecta, Hemiptera, Delphacidae. Gene Ontology annotation, cellular component: nucleus. The record is from RefSeq and is a predicted model, not a curated record. Gene Ontology annotation, molecular function: RNA binding; pseudouridine synthase activity.